Zonotrichia leucophrys gambelii is the source of this 1997-nucleotide messenger RNA. Its product is annotated as D site-binding protein-like. Bases 783 to 1472 code for a protein of 229 amino acids. Gene Ontology annotation, cellular component: nucleus. The record is from RefSeq and is a predicted model, not a curated record. Gene Ontology annotation, molecular function: RNA polymerase II cis-regulatory region sequence-specific DNA binding; DNA-binding transcription factor activity, RNA polymerase II-specific. Gene Ontology annotation, biological process: regulation of transcription by RNA polymerase II. NCBI's taxonomy places the organism in Eukaryota, Metazoa, Chordata, Aves, Passeriformes, Passerellidae. The transcript has 4 exons.
GAGCCGCCUCCCUAUGGCCAAGAUGGCGGAGCGGCACAAGAUGGCGGCGGCUGCCUUUAUCAAAGAUGGUGGCCCUGUGUGAGGGGAGGACUCGGGACCAAUCAGAGCAGCGGGAGCAGACCUGGCCACGCCCCUUUUAGAACAUCGGGGGGAGAUGAAUUUGGGGAAGGGUCGGGGUGUUUGUGACGUCACUGGGGGUGCGGGGAAUCCCUCAGGACCGAGGGGGGGUCGCUCCCCGUGCCCCCUCCUCUUUGCCGCCAUUUCGGGGCGCGGCUUCUUUAAGAGGGCCCCGCACGUGCCGCCCCGCGUGCUCCUGGCCACGCCUCCCAGACUCGCCCUCUCCCCAUAGGCUAAAACUGGGUCAGGCCCCGCCCCUCCUGGACAUCCCUAUUGGCCCAAUGUAGGUCAGGCCACGCCCUCCCGCAUGGCCGCGCCGCCUGACCGCGGCCACGCCUGCUUCGCUCCCAUUGGCUGCGCUGGUCGCCAGGGGCGUUGCUUCGCGGAGGGGGCGGAGCUUUCUUCCUCUCUGUGCAGGGGCGGGGUUUUUGCUCCUUUGGGGGCGUGGCUUGAGGCGGUACCAACCAAUGGGAAGCGCGCAGCGUGCGCGGGGAGGGCGGGGUUUAUUUUUAGGGAGGAGUGGCUAUAACAGAGAACAGGCGGGGAUUGGCUGGCGGUGACGAGGGGCGUGGUCGGUCGAGGCCACGCCCCCUCACGGGCGCAGCGCCCCCCGCGGGGCUCGGGCCGAGGAACCGGGACCGAACCGGGACCGAACCGGGACAGGGAUGGACGAACCGGGCGGAUCCCGGGGGGCUUUCCUGGGGGCGCCCCCCCCGCCGCCCCCCCCGCCCUGGGAGCGGCCCCCAGCCCCAAUUGUGGGCGGGGGUCCCGACCUCGAGUACGUGGACCUGGACGAGUUCCUGAGGGAGCACGGGCUGCCCCCCCCCAGCCCCCCGACCCCCGCCCGGAGCCCCCAGCCCCACGAGAGGGCGCCCGCCCCCGGCCCCCCCCGGGCGCCCCCGGAGGCGGAAGUGGAGGCGCUGGGGGGGGGUCCCGGUGGUCCCGGUGCCCCGGGGGGGGGUCCCGGUGGUCCCGGCGCCCCGGGGGGGGGUCCCGGUGGUCCCGGUGCCCCGGGGGGGGGUCCCGGCGGUCCCGGCGCCCCCCUGGACCCCCGGCGGCUCCGGUUCUCGCAGGAGGAGCUGCGGCCGCAGCCCAUGGCCCGCAAGGCGCGCAAGGUGCACGUGCCCGACGAGCAGAAGGACGAGAAGUACUGGAGCCGCCGCUCGCGGAACAACGCGGCCGCCAAGCGCUCGCGGGACGCGCGGCGCCUCAAGGAGAACCAGAUCUCGGUGCGGGCGGCGUUCCUGGAGCGGGAGAACGCCGCGCUGCGCCUCGAGGUGGCGGCGGCUCGGAGGGAGCUGCAGCGAUUCAGGGCCAUCCUGCAGAGAUACGAGGCUCAGCACGGACAGAUCUGAGGGGUUUGGGUCAUUUUGGGUCAUUUUGGGGGGUUUUGGAUCGUUCCUGGAGCGGGAGAACGCCGCGCUGCGCCUCGAGGUGGCGGCUGCACGCCGGGAGCUGCAGCGAUUCCGGGCUAUCCUGGCACGAUACGAGGCUCAGCACGGACAGAUCUGAGGGGUUUGGGUGAUUUUGGGUCAUUUUGGGGGGUUUUGGGAUCAUUGGGAUCGUUCCUGGAGGGGUUUGAGAUGGUCCCAGGUGCUCCAGGACUGACCCAGGACUGACCCAGGUGCUCCACAAUGGCUCCAGGACUGACCCAGGACUGACCCAGGACAGCCCCAGCGGUUCAGAGCCAUCCUGCAGAGAUACGAGGCUCAGCACGGACAGAUCUGAGGGGUUUGGGUCAUUUUGGGGGGUUUUGGGUCGUUCCUGGAGCGCGAGAACGCCGCGCUGCGCCUCGAGGUGGCGGCGGCUCGGAGAGAGCUCCAGUGGUUCCGGGCCAUCCUGCAGAGAUACGAGGCUCAGCAUGGACAGAUCUGAGCGGU